GAGGAGAGAGAAUGCAAGAAAGAGAGCCCAGGACAAGGAGGUAUUGCAGAGAAGACGUGGCAUUGGGGGAAAGGGAGGGGGAAGAGAAAUGAAGACAAACAGGAUCUCACCACCACAUAAAAGGAACGUGGGGCAGAGGAAGGUGGGAGAAAGUUGCUGCCUUUCCAUGGUUGAGUGGAGCAAAGUGACUCUAAGCCUUCUCCCUCCUUGGAUUUGGGACCCUUCUUGCUUCUGCACCCGGAGAUGGAACCCUUGGGGACGUGCACUGCUCUCCUGGUCAUCGGGAUAAUAUCCUUCCUUCUUCUUUCUGCCAUCUGGAAUAGCAAGAUGUACAGAAAAGGAACAAUGCCCCCCGGCCCCACUCCAUUGCCCAUCGUUGGGAAUGUUCUGCAGCUGAAGGGCAAACACUGGGAUGAGGCAUUCUCCAAGUUUAGUGAGAAGUAUGGACCCGUGUUUACACUUUAUUUGGGGACGAAGCCUGUUGUGGUGCUGCACGGCUAUGAGGCCAUCAAAGAAGCACUUGUUGACCAGGGCAAUGACUUUUCCGAUAGGCCAAAACUACCAUUGGCAGAAAAAGCCCGUAAAGGAAAAGGGAUCAUAUUCAGCAAUGGGGAGAGCUGGCAGCUGAUCCGGCAUUUUUCCUUGACCACCCUCCGCAACUUUGGGAUGGGGAAGAAGAGCAUUGAGGAGAGGAUCCAGGAGGAAGCUCGGUAUCUCCUGGAAGAAUUCCAUGGCACAAAGGGCCAACCCUUUGACCCAGACCACUUCAUCACCUCUGCUAACGCCGGUGUCAUCUCCUCCAUUCUCUUUGGAAAGCACUACGAAUAUGACGACAAGAAGUUUCAAGCCUUGACUGCACUGCUUGUUGAAAACAUUCAGAUUUUCACCUCUAUUUGGGCACAGCUUUCCAAUGCCUUCCCUGCCCUCAUGGAAUGGGUUCCAGGGCCCCAUCAGCGCAUGGUACCAAACUAUGCCAAAUGCAGAGAAUUCRUUUUGGAGGAAGCCAAGGAGCACAGGGCUACUCUGGACCCCAACUCACCUCRGGAUUUCAUCGACUGCUUCUUUAUCARAAUGGAUCAGGCACACCUUUAA
Molecule: messenger RNA, 1092 nt
Organism: Anolis sagrei ordinatus
Lineage: Eukaryota; Metazoa; Chordata; Lepidosauria; Squamata; Anolidae
Source: RefSeq, a predicted model, not a curated record